UGAUCAGUCUUCACGUGUUUUUAACCCCGAAGAUCUUCGCUCUUCUCGCUUUGCGUUUUUUUAUUUCCUGUUUUUAAACACGAAGAUGUUUUUAAACAAGGUUGUGCAUUCGUGUGUUUUUGGAGUUAAAAAUGUCUCUAGAGGAGGACGGAUGCUGUCCGCAGCUGCCGCCAGAAAACAGCACUCUCAGGCCCAGCAGCCAGGGACACCUGUUGCCCCGAUCCGACCGGAGACCUCCUGCGCCAAAACCCUGAUGGACAUCGGGACGCGCCGCAUCUUUAACGAGGACCACGAUAUCUUCAGGCAAAGCGUUCGGCGCUUCUUCCAAGAGGAAGUGGUUCCACACCACAAAGAGUGGGAAAAAGCAGGUCAGGUGAGCAGGGAGGUGUGGGAGAAGGCUGGAGAACAAGGUCUGCUUGGGGUGAUGGUACCUGAGGAGCAUGGUGGCAUUGGUGGAGACGUGUUUUCUGCAGCCAUCACAUGGGAGGAGCAAAUGUACAGCAACUGCUCUGGCCCGGGUUUUGCUUUGCACUCGGACAUAGUCAUGCCUUACAUUGUAAACUAUGGCAAUAAGGAACAGAUUGAACGCUUUAUUCCCACUAUGACUGCUGGGAAAUCCAUCGGUGCUAUCGCAAUGACCGAGCCAGGAGCGGGCAGUGACCUUCAGGGUGUCAGAACGUACGCCAAGAAGCAUGGCAGUGAUUGGAUCCUUAAUGGCAACAAGGUGUUCAUCACAAACGGUUGGAUGUCCGAUGUGGUGGUGGUUGUUACUGUAACCAACCGCGAGGCAAAGACAGCUGCACACGGCAUCAGUCUGUUCCUUGUAGAGAAUGGCAUGAAGGGCUUCCAGAAAGGACGGAAGCUAGAGAAGAUAGGUCUGAAGGCACAGGACACAGCGGAACUUUUUUUUGAAGAUGUGCGACUUCCAGCCAGUGCUCUUCUGGGUGAACUCAACAAGGGUUUCUACUACCUGAUGAAUGAACUGCCACAGGAGCGUCUACUGAUUGCUGACAUGGCCAUAUCAAGCUGUGAGUUCAUGUUUGAGGAAACAAGGAACUAUGUAAUGCAGAGGAAGGCUUUUGGGAAGACCAUCGCCCACCUACAGACUGUGCAGCACAAGCUGGCAGAGCUGAAGACUGAGAUCUGUGUUGGUCGGGCCUUCGUUGAUAACUGCCUUCAGCUCCUUUCUGAGAAACGCCUGGAUCCCUCCACAGCCUCCAUGGCCAAGUUCUGGGCGUCGGACCUCCAGAACAAGGUGGCCACCCAGUGCCUGCAGCUUCAUGGAGGAUGGGGCUACAUGUGGGAAUACCCAAUUGCCAAGGCGUUUGCAGACUCUCGUGUUCAGCCCAUCUAUGGAGGCACUAAUGAGAUCAUGAAGGAGCUUAUUGCACGUGGUAUUGUGAGCCAGAAGUGAGACUUAUGGGCCAUUUUAAUGUUAAUUAAGCAUGUUGGUUUGCCUGGAAAUAUGGAAGAAAAGGUUAUCAUGAGGUGCCGAAUGAAGCAUAAUUCCGCUUGAAUGUCCUAAUGGUAUUAUUGUUGGACUGAACCAUUUGGAAGAAAGAACCAACUUUGGAUUCAGUGUCUAAUUGUCUUUCAGUUUCUGGACUAUUUCAUGUCAUGGUGAUGUGUAAGAUUUGUAUGUGAGAUUUGCAUAAAUUUAACUGAUCUGUUGUUUGCUUUGUGUGUGUCAGGUCUGUACCAAGAGAAUAAGUAAAGUUUUGCUGCCAUUGCUGCUA
Girardinichthys multiradiatus is the source of this 1736-nucleotide messenger RNA. RefSeq names its product acyl-CoA dehydrogenase long chain (gene acadl). Gene Ontology annotation, biological process: long-chain fatty acid catabolic process. The transcript is spliced from 11 exons. Lineage: Eukaryota; Metazoa; Chordata; Actinopteri; Cyprinodontiformes; Goodeidae. The record is from RefSeq and is a predicted model, not a curated record. Gene Ontology annotation, molecular function: flavin adenine dinucleotide binding; long-chain fatty acyl-CoA dehydrogenase activity. Bases 86 to 1414 code for a protein of 442 amino acids.